GGCGUCUGGAGAUGAGGGUGUAUUGCUUCCUACAUGACUUUUUGCCCAAAAUAUGUCACGUCUUGCCGACUAUUUUGCCGUCGUUGGCAUUGACAAAGACUCAGCUUUAGGUGACGAAUUCAAAGGAAAAGUCUUGCAAAGGUUUCCAUCAGUAGAUCGUAAAGAUGUCGCUUUUCCAGAGGGAAUUGAAUUGUUCUGCCAACCAAACAGCUGGAAAACCUCCUACUAUGCCAAGCCACACACCUUCUUUGUUGCCGUCCUAACAGAUGUAGAUGGUGAUCAUAGAUACUGCGCAUGUUUCACGUUUUACGAGCCAUACAAGUCAAGUAAGAAYAAUAUYCGUGGAUCAAAGCAAGAAAGUCUCUCAGAUACAUCUUCUGUUAGAACGGCUGAUGCCUUGGCACCAGGAAUCACAGUCAAUAAUGAGGARUUAGCACUGGAUUCUUACGUGCCGAAAUGUUUAUGUCUUGUUUCGAGAGUAACGUAUUUUGAUGUUCUAAAGAACUGCCUCACUACCAUCUAUUUAUCAUUCCUAUCUGGAAACAAUACCUUACUAGAGAAGUUAGUUGGAUCAAUAUUGGGUUUUGUCAAAGUACCUCCCCCUGGGGGCCCAAAAUUGACUUUUUCCAUUGGAGCUGGUGACCGACAGACACUAUGCCCACCGGUGACAGAGACAAUUCCAGUUACACAAAAGAGUGUUGCUACCCUUUUCCAGCAAAUAGGUUUUCUACUUUUGAUUAUGAAUCCACAAUUAGUCAACGCUGACUAUGUUUUCCAACCUCCUGUGUCUCCAUCAACUCCAGCACUUCUGGAUAAAGAAAUAAGGGCUGUGUUCAUUAGAUUGCUAUCGCGAAUCUUCACUGGAUAUCGGUCUUGUCUUACUUUGAUACGGAUUCACCCCAAACCUGUUAUCACAUUCAACAAGGCAAGGUUUCUUGAACAUCGUGGUAUGAUUGGAGAUGAGUUUUUAUCAAAGGUCCUGGAAAGCAUUGCUUAUUCAUCAUUCGUGGCAACAAGGGGGCCACCAUAUMGAUCUUGUGAUUUGUUUGAUCAGAUGUGUUCAGAGAUUGAUGAAGUUAUUUCCAGUGAAUCCAAUGUUGAUGCUGACAUUGUUGCCAAUGUUCAACACAUUGCUGGAAAGCUUUUUGAAAAUGAGCCUUGCUCAGAUCAAUCAGAGAAUCAAAUUCAAAACAGUUUAAAUGARGAUGAAUUAGAGAACAGCAGAAAACUGUCGUUCCCGGAACUUGAUACUGCAAUAAUAAACCAGUUUAUUGAGGAAGAAGCUGCCAAUGUGGAACAUUUUCAGGUAACAGAGCCUGACAGGCAGAUAGUACCAUGUGGCAAUACAGCAUAUGGACGACAGCAGCACUAUAUGUAUAUACAUACCAGGAAGCUGGAGGUCUUGAAGGACUGUGUGGCUUAUAUAUUUGAUAACAAGAUAUCUGAAGCCAGAAUGGCUUUACCUUCUGUUCUUCGUUCUCUCAAGUCCAAAGGAGCACAGAUGGCACUUUGUCAUGAAUUGUCACUAAGAGCCAAGCAAAAUCGAUCAGUCCUUGAACAUGAUCAAUUUGACCUUGUAGUGAGAUUGAUGAACAGUGCGUUGCAGGACGAUGCUAGCAUGGAUAACACUCAAGUAGCAGCAGCCCUCCUUCCACUUACGGCAACUUUUUGCAGGAAACUUGCAAAAGGUUGCAUACAGUUUGCCUACACAUGCGUCCAGGACCACUCCAUUUGGGAAAAGCAACAAUUYUGGGAAGAAGCCUUCUACAUGGAUGUMCAAACACAAAUAAAACAACUAUAYAUUGUAGAAGAAGCACCGCGAGCUAAUGAAGAAGAYGCGCUGGAAAAACCAAUGGAGCACCGAUCAUCUAGAAGUAGCCUUACGCCRUCCAUGAAGCACAGGAGCUUCUCACAAAAGGAGGGAUCUGGGUCUAGUGAUACUGAGGGGGAUUCUAAGUCUUCCCUWAAGGCUGYUAGUAAGUCACAGCCCAGCAAACCUCCYCCUAGUGCUCUGGAUAUUGCUGCUGAACAGCUCAAGCGCUGGCCCCAGAUGACACAAAAAGAGCGAGAUACAUUAAUAUCUAGUGAAGAGAGUAUAGUCUACAGUCAGGCAAUACACUAUGCUAAUCGCAUGGUGUACAUGAGAAUACCUCUUAAUGCUUGCACUAUGAUGCAUUCCAAGAAAAAUCAACAAUCGCAGCAAACUCCAGUCACAGGGUCCAUAGCUGGUCGUGAGGGGUCUGUUAGUGGUGUGUAUACUGAUUCUGGCACAAUCAAUGGCGAGACAGCAGGGGACUCGUCGAACAGUGUGGCUGAAAGUGGAUGGGACAGUUAUCUUGAUGACGAGGAGGACACUAUAGCAGACAAUGUGUCCAAGUUUGUUAUUAGAUUUGUAGACCGUGUUGGCACUGAAGCAGGGAUUAGAACGGAGCAUAUGAAAUCACUGUAUGCUAUGAUACCAGGCGUUGUAGCAAUGCACAUUGAAUCCCUAGAACCAGUGUGGGCUCAGUACAGACGCUUGGCACCCCAAAGAAAGAUCAAAAUCAUGCGGCCAGCGCUGCUUCCGGGGGAGGAGAUGUUGUGUGAUGGUCUUCGGUGCUACCUCCUCGCUGAUGGCCGGGAGUUGGGUCGUAGUGGCGAGGCAGGUGGGCCGUGUUUAAUUCCUGCUGAGGGAGCCGUCUUCUUGACUAAUUACCGCGUGAUAUUCAAGGGAACACCCGUCAAUCAAUAUGCUUCAGAAAUGAUCGUUACAAGGAGUUUUCCCGUUGGUUCAACGAUACGAGAAAAGAAAAUCAACGUCACGUACAUGGAGCACUUGGAACAGUGGCUUCACGACUGCAUACAACUAAGGUCAAGUACAUUCCAGAUGAUGAAACUAGCAUACGACGAAGAAGUAGGCUCCGAUACAGUUGAAAUGUUUCGUAAACGCCUUCACGCGGUAUCAGGACCCCCCACGGUUUUCAGCAGCUUCGCAUUCGUAGGCAAAGGCCUUGCAAGAACAGAGACACAGGUUAUCAAAAAACAGAUGGAUAGACAGGGAACACUGAGAAAAACAAGAAAAAGAUUUCACGAUUUAACUUCCUCUUCAAAGAGAGGGAGUUUACCAAACUUAAAAGCUUCAACCAGACGAAAAAAAUAUAAAGUUGAAAGUUCAAGAGCGGGCUCGCCCAGUGGCUCGAUGACAGGCGACGAGGGCGUGGUAGAUGUAAAUGAUAUCCCAGUUAAAGUGGGCAAUAUGUCACAAGCUUGUGAGAUUCAAGGGGUCGACAAGCUUAAUAGCAGUCCUUGCUGUCAAGAUUAUUCACGUUUAGGGUUUGGCAGCGUGUCUAGGGGGCCCGGUGGUGGACCCUGGAGGAUCUCCAUGGUGAACUAUACGUACACCGUAUGUCGGAGUUAUCCAUCAGUAUUAGUGGUGCCCCAGUCCAUAUCAGACGAUACAGUUCUUAGAGUCGCCAAGAACCACCGCCAGGGACGUUUCCCUGUAGCAGUAUGGAAACACUCUAAGAACAAGGCUACUUUAUUGCGAGCUGGUGGAAUAGAGAGAAGUAGCAUGGCGUCAAUUAUUCGGUCGGGAAUUGGAGGCACAUCGAGUGGGCAGUCAAUUCCAUCGUCAUCCUUAGAACAAGAGAAAGUAUUUGGUGCUGUAGUUGCAGCAACACCUUUAUCAAAGAACAAGAGCGUCGCCAGGGCAAACUCUCUCCACCACGGCGUCAUUUUAAAUCCUCUUUUCUCAGGCAGUCCAACCGAAGACAUUGACGCCGGUCAGCUGGUUGACCAUACACUGAAACGAAAAGGAUGGGAACCAGCUGCUCUUUACGUAUUAGGAGACAAGCAACACCUAAGGAAUGUCAAGCAAGAAUCGUAUUCCAAAGUAGAGUUUGUUCCUGUUGAGUUGCCCGAUGUUCGUGCUGUUAGAGCUUGUUUCAAGAAGUUUCAGAGAGCGUGCUGUCCUAGUCAAGACACACAAGAAAGUUUUUACAAACAAAUCGAUGAAUCAGAAUGGCUGCACCAGUUAUCAGCGGUUCUAAACGUAUCCAACGCCCUUGUUGAUCUCAUUGAUAUCCAAGGGUCAUCUGUCAUGGUGUGUUUUGAAGACGGAUGGGACGUUACUUCGCAGGUUGUGUCUUUAGCUGAAAUCUGCCUCGAUCCAUACUAUCGCACCAUGGAAGGCUUUAAGAUUCUAAUCGAGAAAGAAUGGUUGAGUUUUGGGCAUCGGUUUCUCCAUCGUUGCAAUCAAGUUUCCUCYGCUCAGAAACAGAACUCGUUCACCCCUAUUUUYYUACAGUUCCUUGACGCGGUUCAUCAGAUAAUGCAGCAGUUCCCUUUAUCAUUUGAAUUCAACGACCAUUUCCUGUCUGCCAUCGCGUACCAUCAUGUUUCCAUGCGAUUUAGAACAUUUCUUCUUGACUCCGAGCACGAGCGUUACGAGGCUGGUUGGAUGACUGAGGACGUUGACGCCAAAACUGGCAAAUCGCUAUGGGACUAUAUUGAGCAACAGAAUCGGAAAGGACCGGCUUUUAAUAACUUCCUUUAUGCUCUUGGCAUCCAAAAGGUCCUCCGUCCAUUCAGUAAGAUCUCCAACCUUCACGUAUGGAACUAUUACGUAAACGAGAACCUGUCCACAGGCCCUCCAUACGACGCCGAGCUUAUAAACGAAGUUGAGACAACCGUAGAAGACCAACAGUCACCCCAACACAAACAUGACUACAUACGACGUUGCAUGACAGGUUGCUACGGCGAUGUCACGCAAUUCCCACGUAACGAGUGCACGUGGUUACUGCAGGAAGUCAGUCGAUUGGAAGAGGAGGCUGAUCACGUGCCCAACGAAUGGGUACACACGUGGAAAGCAUUGGAGUAUCCACCACCUAGACGAAUAACACAAUCCAAUAAUCACGUUUGGUCGAAGCAACAAGCUUUGAUGCAGCACAAGCGAGCUACAAUGGAAGUCAUCUUAAGGGGUAAACUGCAAGUCGAAGAUAAGGGAGCACAAGGCUUCUCUCAACCUCAUAACUUCACAAAGCAUACAUUCUUGACGCCGACAAAUUGUGACUACUGCCUGCAGAUUAUUAUCGGCUUUGUCAGUAAAGGUUUAAAGUGUACAGAGUGUGGUUAUAAUGUUCACGAGAAGUGCCAGUCCCAGGUCCCUUGGCAGUGCAAGAAGAGAGAUUUGUCUGAACAGCCUGGAACGACUUUGGCAAAGAGUACCAUCAGUUUACCUGAGUACGAGGCACCCGAUAAACAUAUGCAUUGUGGGUAUCUACAUAAAAGAGGCCAUCUAUUCAAGCAGUGGAAGUCCAGAUGGUUUGUACUCGAUGCUCAGAGAAACCAGUUGCGUUACUACGAGAACAAAGAAGAUUCACACUGUGCAGGUUACAUUGACCUUGGUGAGAUGACAAGUGUAUCUCAGGGGGCGUACAACCCAGGAGCACCUAAAGGAGCCGAUAAGAACGCGUUCUUUGAUCUUCGUACAACAAAGCGUCUGUACAACCUACUGGCCGAAGACAAAGAAUCAUCUCUGAAAUGGAUCGAAAAAUUGCAGGGUAUGAAUGUUUAAAGGUGGGAUCAACGGAUCGAUAAUAAUUCGUCAAGUAAUCGUUCACUCUUCGAUUUCCCGAAGAAUCAACUCGAAAGACGGCAUUCUAAAUCAAUACAAUUUCGUGCCAACGACGGCUCAAGCGCGCCUUCUCGGAAAAUAUUCGUCGACCAUCGUUGACUUAUCGGGAAGCACUCGUUGACUUAUCGGAAAUCACGAAGGUCUUUUAGUAAUGUAUUAAACUUUCUCUUGAUUAAAGAGAAUGCGAAAUAUCGUACAGUCGAAUAACGUACAAAGAAAAACACAUCGGCGACACACCAUCAACAAUUGCAAAUAAGAAGAAAGUUACCAUAGCAACUUUUGGUGGUCUGAGUUUUAGUUGCCAAGGUGAUAAGUAAUGGCGAUCUGAACGCUAAAGAUUGUGGYCAUUUUUUGGAGAUUAAUUCUCAGCUGCAGCAAGUCACGUGAUAAUAAUGGAUUUUUAUUCUGGUUACCCUGUGGCAUUUCAGGGUAAGAGCGUGGCAUCGUUUCCAUUGGUACGUUUACGUUACGUUACGUUACGUUAACGUAUCAUUUUUAUUGUUCUCUUCAUCGAAAAUCAACACCUAACAAAGACGAAAUAGCUUUGCCAAGACGUCAUUGGACAGAACUUUUUAGAUAUUUUAGAAUUUCAUAAUUUUUAAUAUAUUCUUUUCUGAUUGCGCCAAGUCUUCAUAUUUCAUCUACGGGCUCCCUGUGUUACCAAGGCCAGUUCGUAUUCACACAGGCAUACCAUAAUAUUUUUCACCAAUCUGGCAAUGCAUCAUGGUAAAUAGAAUAAUUGAUAAUAAUUAUUGAUCAAUAAAUGUUUAAUUUCAAGGAUGAAUGAUGACGAUGGAUGAAAGAUAAAGGAGUUGUACAUAAAGAUUUAUUUUUUAGUUUUCGUUUUUAAAAUUCAAUAAAUUGAACUGAAUGAUAA
This is a messenger RNA of Exaiptasia diaphana, 6491 nucleotides long. Its product is annotated as myotubularin-related protein 5. The transcript has 36 exons. The coding region runs from base 53 to 5554 and encodes 1833 amino acids. Lineage: Eukaryota; Metazoa; Cnidaria; Anthozoa; Actiniaria; Aiptasiidae. The record is from RefSeq and is a predicted model, not a curated record.